Molecule: messenger RNA, 786 nt
Organism: Fundulus heteroclitus (mummichog)
Lineage: Eukaryota; Metazoa; Chordata; Actinopteri; Cyprinodontiformes; Fundulidae
Product: U3 small nucleolar RNA-interacting protein 2-like
Cellular component (GO): small-subunit processome
Molecular function (GO): protein binding; snoRNA binding
Source: RefSeq, a predicted model, not a curated record
AUGGCUGGCAAAUUUAUUGGGAAGACCAGUGCCACCCAAAACGUCCUUGGGUCUUUCAUUCAGGAAGGGAUUCAUGAUCUUUACAGCGCCUCUCACGACCGCUCGGUUAAGGUGUGGAACGUAGACGAGAACGCAUACGUGGAAACUCUCUUCGGCCAUCAGGACGCAAUCACAGGACUGGACAGUCUGAGCCGUGAACGCUGCGUCACUGCGGGUGGGGACGGAACCGUGAGAGUGUGGAUAGCCGAGGAGUCUCAGCUGGUCUUCCACGGACACGAAGGUUCGAUCGACUGUGUCCAGCUAAUAAACGAGGAGCACAUGAUAACAGGAGCAGAUGAUGGCUCAGUGUCUCUUUGGAGUGUCAACAAGAAGAAGCCUCUCGGCACAGUGAAGCAGGCUCACGGCUGCCAUGGCGAUUCGGGGCUGGAGCAACCUCAUUGGGUGGCCUCGGUGGCGGCGCUUCAUAACUCGGAUACUGUAGCCUCAGGUUCUCACAACUCAAAGGUGAACGUGUGGAAAUGUGGCCAGCACUACCGCGGACUUCAGCUUCUGUUUAGCGUGCCAGUGUCUGGCUUCAUCAACAGUCUGAGGUUUUCAAGCUCCGGGCAGUUCUUGGUGGCCGGAGUUGGACAGGAGCACAGAUUGGGACGAUGGUGGAGACUGAAAGAAGCCAAGAAUGGGAUCUAUAUCAUUCCUCUAAAAAGAAAACCAUCUAAUGCAGAAGAAGCAAAACAAACUGAAUAAUGAGCUUUUGUUGUAAAUUAAAUCUUGAAACCUGACUGUAAA